AUGAGACCGUUCACUCUCAUUUUCUGUUUGAUUUCAACGACAUUGGCUCAGUUGCAAACCGACGACAGCCUCAACAAAACAUGUGCUAAGAUGAAUGGAAUAUGGAGACAGAGAAGUGAUCCACAGUCCAUCACCGGUGACACCUGUAGAAUGAAUUUCAAAGUUUCCACUCGAGACAAGGCCGACGCUACAGAGUUCUGUGAACUGUUCGCUCCAUGGAGACUCCUGGACGCUGAAAUUGUAAAGGAGAGUGAUGGACGACAGACGACCCAAUGUUUUGUUGAGGCUACUUUGGCAUGCAAGAGAGGAUGGGUUCAAAUGUUCGGGCAUUGUUUCAUGAGACCUAAUUCUGAAAUAGUGGCGACGUACGAUGAGGCGAAGGAAAUGUGUGACAAAAAUGGAGGAUACAUUGCAUUCAUGCAUCAUCGAUAUAUUCCAGGAGUUUGGAAAAGAUACUUCCGUGGAGUAGGUCAAAUCUGGGUGAAUGCCACGGAGACAUGGGAUCAAUACAUCCAAUCGACAGGGACAGUUGAUGGAAGUGCUCUUGCUCUUGCUUUCACUGGAAAACAUUUUGAUUUCUCAGUUCCACCGAAUUCUCUGAUUAGAAUCAAUCCGAAGAUCAAGUUAGAAGUUCUUUGUGAAUAUAAACCACCAGUAACAGCAGCAGAAAUCAAUUAUCUCGGAAGAAGAUAUUCUGAAAUUUAUUAUCCAAGCGUUUCAGUGAAUAAUGGAAUACUUGUUCGUUCUGCUUCUUCUUACACUAGAAGUUCAACUAAUUUAGAUGUUUGUAAGAAAGUCUUGAAACCAUUCUUGUUUGAUGCCAAUAGCCCAUUUGUUCCAGACCAAGGAAAUAUUGAUAAAUUAUCAGAAGUAAAGAUGCAAAAUAAGUUCCUACUUACUCGCUCCGGUGCUGAAAUGAAACGGCCAUCGACAGGAGGAAACCAAUGUACAUCUAUCAUACCUGAAUUCAAAGUUCGAGUAGACAACUCGAAAGUUGCUGAUUUCCCAGUAAAAACGAUUGAAGAUGACGACAAACCGACAUGCGAUAACAUGCUCAGUUCUGCAAUUGUUCAGUUUCCAGGCCAAAAAACAAAAGUGAAAGUUAUGUCUGAUAGUAGAUCACUUCCUAUUUGGUGUAAACUUGGAAAAUCGGUCAAAUUUACAUAUGAUCCACCUGAAGGUUAUAAUGUAUUUGUACGAUCAAACGGGGAAGUUGUUGCCCAUAAACUUUACCUAGAAGAGGUGACUUACGAGAUAGCAAAGAAGAAAUGUGCGGAAGAUAAGGCUGUUCUGACUGGAAUGGAUUCAAGCAAAGAGGCAGAGGAUUUAGCAAACCUGGCGGCUGAAAAAAAUCUGUUGAAUGUUCAAUUGUGGCUCGGUGGCAGACGUAGUUCAAAAUGUCUAAAAAUUAAUAAAUACUCCGAAGACAGAAACGACGAAUGCGCUCGCCGAAGAGUCAUUCAAUGGGAAGACGGAAUCGCUCACAGUCAAGAAUUUGAGGAUAGUUGGUGGAAAAACGGGAAGACUAUCAACAAUCCAGAUUAUGCGAAUAGAAAUCAAGAAUGCCUGACGUUUGUAUACGGCACUCCAGGUUGGGCGGAUCCAGACAGUCCUGGAUUUUUGGAUGAUAUCGGAUGCGAUGGAGAACUUGGAUUCUUUUGUUCGAAGAUGGUUGAAGUGAAGAUUGUAGAAGAAUAA
Molecule: messenger RNA, 1698 nt
Organism: Caenorhabditis remanei
Lineage: Eukaryota; Metazoa; Nematoda; Chromadorea; Rhabditida; Rhabditidae
Exons: 7
Coding region: 1-1698 (565 amino acids)
Source: RefSeq, a predicted model, not a curated record